This is a messenger RNA of Exophiala dermatitidis NIH/UT8656, 4567 nucleotides long. RefSeq names its product fanconi anemia group M protein. Lineage: Eukaryota; Fungi; Ascomycota; Eurotiomycetes; Chaetothyriales; Herpotrichiellaceae. The record is from RefSeq and is a predicted model, not a curated record. Bases 458 to 3889 code for a protein of 1143 amino acids. Gene Ontology annotation, biological process: replication fork reversal; interstrand cross-link repair; double-strand break repair via synthesis-dependent strand annealing. Gene Ontology annotation, molecular function: hydrolase activity; four-way junction helicase activity; four-way junction DNA binding. The transcript has a single exon.
GUCCCAGAAAAACCCUCGUUCAUAGAGCUCUGGGCACGCAUUUCCAGGACCCAAGGACGAAGCGCUCGAAUCGUAUUGGCCUGGUCUACAUUGUAUGUUGUGUACAACAUUGUAUGUCAAGCUGAUGGGGAGACUGUCAUGUUGUAGAGACGAUCAGUCAGUUCUGGGGCGCCCCAGGGAGCUAUAUUUAGCAGUGAACAGAGCGAUGGGGCGAAGGAGGAAAAAGAACAGCCUGACUCGUGUCACACAAACGCUGCCGCUGACGCGUUGCAAAGCACAAAUUAAUUGAAGCAGACAGUCACAUGAUCUCGCGUCUGGGCGCGUUCCAACGCGUCAGCACGUGCAGCGCGUUUCGCGCCUCUCGCAGGCGCCAGAUUCAACGUCAAGAUGUCUCCAUGGUACGGGCCAUUGGCUAUAGACAUCGACAACGAAACGCCCCCCCACCUAGGUAUUUGAAAUGGACUUCAUCGAUGAUGAAGCUGAUGCCAGCUCUUCCGACCACGUUCUUGUCCCCAGUUCGCAGACCGAUGACAAUCCACGGUCCGGCAAGCGGCGGCGCCUGAAAGGCCGACGGCCCAGUUCCUCAGACGAGGAAGAUUAUGACUUGCCUCCUAAUCCAUCCGCUGAGGAUGUUGACGUUGAAGCCGAGGAAGGGGAAAGGUCGAACAAAAAGUCAAAAUACGAAGAUCGCAUCCAUGUACCUUUAUGUGCUGACCGCCCUGUGGACACCUUCGUGACUCAGUUAACUCAGCAAUGGUCCAGUCCUUCAAGGAUCAGAGGUCCGCGCUGGGUGAAACCUCGUCAAGGGAUCAAUGCAACGCCAUCAAAGCCGAAAGCCCAUGAUAAAGCCCCGAUUCAACCGGUAACAACAUCCUUUCUGGACGAGGAUUUCGACAAUGGUGAGGAUGACGACGACAUUGCAUUACUUGAGGCCAUCGAGGCAGCGGAGAACGCUCCACAGGACACCGAACAGGGUGGAACCAUUGUUAACCCUUCUCGCAGUGCAGGAGGUCGUGUCCCACGUGCUCCUAUACAACGAGCCUCGUCUUUUCGCCAGACCACGUUACAUGGCAUUCAUACCACUCAACAGGAGCCGUCCAGAACACAAUCCCAGAGCGCAAAUAGGGUGCAUAACUGGCCCCUAGCUAACAAAAACGAGCCUCCUACUCAUCAUCAAAUCAGUCGAAGUGCCAUGCGCACCUGGGUGUACCCGACCAACCUUGGCAAAAUCCGGGAUUAUCAGUACAAUAUUGUCCACAAGGGACUUUUCCACAAUCUUCUCGUGGCCCUGCCUACGGGCCUGGGGAAGACGUUCAUCGCCGCCACGAUCAUGUUGAACUGGUUUAGGUGGACCGAAAACGCGCAGAUGGUUUUUGUCGCCCCGACCAAACCGCUCGUGUCUCAACAAGUUGACGCGUGUUUCCACAUUGCGGGUAUUCCACGAUCACAGACCACGAUGCUAACAGGUGAAGUUCCACCGGCGAUCCGAGCAGAGGAAUGGCAAGAGAAGCGAGUGUUCUUCAUGACGCCCCAGACCUUGAUCAAUGACUUGAAGAACGGCAUGUGUGACCCGAAGAAAAUUGUCCUCAUCGUGGUGGACGAGGCACACAAAGCGACGGGAAAUUAUGCCUACGUCGAAGUCGUCAAGUUCUUGAGAAGAUUCAAUCAGAGUUUCCGUGUGUUGGCGUUGACAGCAACCCCAGGGGCCACGGUAGAGGCAGUACAAGAAGUGAUCAACGGUCUUGGAAUCGCUAGAGUCGAGAUCAGGACAGAAGAUUCAUUGGACAUUCGCGAAUUCGUGCACUCUCGAGACAUUGAAACGGAAAUCUUCGAGAAUUCGGAUGAGAUAGCAAUGUCUCUUGAGCUGUUUUGCGCAGCCGUUCGACCUCUAAUGGGAGAACUGAACUCUCAAAACGCUUACUGGGGCAAGGAUCCUAGUAUGAUCACACUCUAUGGUCUCAAGAAAGCCAGCGACCAAUGGAGACUUUCGGAGGCCGGCCGACGGGCACCGGCCGGUCUCAAAUGGAAGAUGCAAGGGAUCUUUGCCGUCCUUAUGAGCUUGGCCCAUAACCUCGAGCUCCUGAAAUACCACGGCAUCGGACCUUUUUACCACAAGAUGAAGGCCUUCGCCGACGAAGCUGCCGGAGGAAAAGGGAAGUACGCCAAACAAGUAGCGAACAACGAGAACUUUCAGAAGCUGAUGAACCGGUUGAGGAUAUGGGUCAAUGAUCCGGAAUUUGUUGGGCAUCCUAAGCUGGCCUACCUGAAGACUGUGGUCCUGAACCAUUUUAUGGAUGCCGGAGAAGGACAACAAGGCAGCGGCAACGUCACACAACGACCAAGCACCAGGAUCAUGGUGUUUGCACAUUAUCGGGACAGUGCCGAGGAGAUUGUGCGAGUGCUUAACAGACACGGACCGUUGAUCCGAGCGCGCGUUUUCGUCGGGCAAUCAGGCACAAAGGGGUCGGAGGGAAUGGAUCAAAAGACCCAAAUGGACGUGAUCCAAAAGUUCAAAGCGGGCACAUACAACACGAUCGUCGCUACUUCGAUCGGCGAGGAAGGCUUAGACAUAGGCGAGGUCGAUCUCAUCGUUUGCUAUGACUGCUCCAAGUCACCAAUUCGGAUGUUGCAGCGCAUGGGGCGGACGGGCCGGAAAAGGGCCGGAAAGAUCGUGCUGCUGCUGAUGAAAGGAAAGGAGGAAUCAGACUACUAUCAAGCAAAAGACAAUUACCAGAAGAUGCAGGCCAAGAUCGAAAGCGGCAAAGAGUUUGAUUUUCGGGAGGAGGAAUCGCCCAGGAUUGUUCCAAAGGACAUUAAUCCCGUGGUGGAUAAACGGGUGGUUGAAAUCCCAAUUGAGAACACCCAGAAUGCGCCUCUCGAGCCGACGCGGCGGAGGGCCAAAAAUCUCAAGAAGCCCGCGAAGAAGUUCCAUAUGCCUGACGGCGUUGAGACCGGGUUUUCCUUCCUGGGAAAGAAUGGCAGCAAAAAGAAAAAGGAAGAGACCGCCAAGAAGAAAACGGACCUGGAAAUUGCGGCACUUCCACCUCUUGAGGAAGUCUCGUUGACAGCAGAGGAAGAGGACACCCUGGACCAGAGAUACGUUCGACUCGCUGGCAUAGAAGACGAAUACAUCGAAUAUGUCAGAUUCGGAGCGUUCCCAGAGCAGCAACGGCGACUGGGCAGGACCAAUGCAGUCCAACAUUCCCGAGCCACAGAGUCUCUCGUUAGGGCUCUAAAGGCUAUGCGCAAACCUGAUGCUGAAUGGGAGCGUCCACGGGAUUACGUCGAAGUCGGAGAGCCCCAGGACUUCAGCCCGGACAAAACAGCCAAGAAGAAGCGUAAAGCUCAAACGUCAGAGAAAAAGCGAAGCAAGUGCUGUCUACCGUCUAGUAGAACAAAUACCACAGUAACAACCAGAACAGGACAAAAUGUCUCAUCAUCGACUACUAAGAAGUCUCGUCCUCGUCCGCGUCCUCACGGAUCAACAACAGAGAUAGACCUCCUCAUCCGGUCGUCAAGCAAGGCCGGCGGCUCUUCGCCCAACCAGUACGACGGCAACGACAGCUUCAUCGACGACGACAGUGACAACGUCGACAAGGAUGACGAUGAUGACGAAGAUCCAUCCCCAUCUCUCCAGUCUCUUCCCGACCCAUUUUUGGCAUCACCGAUUCGUCGAAAGAACCAGAUUCUCCUGUCUCAGCAAAGUAUUGACUAUGAUGGGAUGAGCCAAGAAUUCCCCGAACUGGAAGCCAUUCUUGGUCCUGGCAUUGGCACAAAGUCCAAGCCUACCGUGCUGAGUGCAUCUCCGGAUAUGUUACCACGCCCACCGCCUCGGAUCAAUAAUACCCGAAAUCGGAGGGUCGUGGACAGCGACGACGAUGACGAGUAACGACUUACACGGACGAUAGUAUUACUGGAUGAGUUUGAAGGGCAUAGUAACCGCCCCAAAGGAGUCUGGAUCACGAGUUUCAAUGGGAAAGUAACAUCUCUCGGCCUCGCACAGCCAAAAUGGGGAAAGAACCGAACGCCAGGGGUUCGACAGGUGAUAGCGUCGAGGAUAUUGGAAGUGCCAGUUGAUCCGAUCCUUCUAUUUCUCGGUUUCUUCUUUGCAGUGUUCUUUAUUUUCACUCUCUCAAGCGAGAUGUCUGGAAAGCGCAUGAGUAAGCCGGGUAGACAAGGCGAGGCAGUCCCACUGGCACCUCAAGUGCCUAUGUCGACCGGUUGAUUGGUACCGACAAGGACGACGACGACGAUGACGAUGACGAUGAUCCAGGAAUACCUAAUAAUGAAUUCCUCAUCAUUACCUUAUGCAGUGAUUUGAUUACUUGUACUCCAUUACGCCUGGGGCCUUGUGUAGGCGAAAGAUCCUCAGAAGGAACCCGAGGUCUAGACCUGAAACGGGAAGUACAGUAAUAGUCCGGAGCGACCAUUCCCAAGCAGUGCCCUGGUGUCUCCAGUGCCUUGGUGUCUCGUAUGCUACAUAACUGCAACAGACAAUCCGGUAGAAGCCAUGGUAUGAUGAUUACCAGGCGAACAAGAACAAUCAGAAUAGCAUGGCCAAAAAAAG